ACUCUGUUUGUAAAAUAUUAUAAAACAUGCUCUUAAGGAGUUCUUCAACUCCAAUUCUGGAUUCUUGGCUACCCGAACCAGAAUUUGAGGUUCUUAAAAGAACCAAAUCGAUUUCUUUUCAUUAUCCACAAUCUUCGCUUGCUCUGCAAGAAACUAAUCUCCAGAAACAUAAAAAUGGCUCGCCUGUGAACAAGAAAGAGUGUGGUUUGCAGACGCUGGUGAUCGGUGGUGCAACCGGGAGUGGAGGCGGUGGCGGCGGCUGUUGCGGUGGCGGUGGAGGGAAGAGAUCAGAUGGUGGAGAUGGUAAUGGGGGAUCAGAGUUUUACAGGAAUGAAAAUACUGAUGCUUAUUACAAAAAGAUGAUAUCAGCAAAUCCUGGAAAUGCACUGUUACUUGGAAACUACGCUAAGUUCUUGAAGGAGGUUAGAGGAGAUUUUGCUAAGGCAGAGGAAUACUGUGGAAGAGCAAUUUUAGCAAAUCCAAGUGAUGGAAAUAUUUUAUCAGUUUAUGGAGAUUUAAUAUGGCAAAAAGAAAAGGAUGCUGAAAGAGCUGAAACUUACUUUGAUCAAGCUGUUAAAACUGCACCAGAGGACUGCUAUGUGUUAGCAUCAUAUGCUAGAUUUCUAUGGGAUGCUGAAGAAGAAGAGAAUGAAAAUGAGACUAAAUCUGCACCAAUUUUAUUUAUUUCUCCUCCUCAUCAUCCUCCUUUAGCUGCAGCUUCCUAAACUUAGUACUAGUAUGUUACCCUAUCAGAAUAAUAACUUCUAACUGUAAAUGUAACUUCUUCUUUUCUUUUUAUCCUUCUCUAAGAUAUGUUAUUAACAAUAAUAAUGCAAUUUAAAUCAUGUUUUGCCCUA
Molecule: messenger RNA, 857 nt
Organism: Mercurialis annua (annual mercury)
Lineage: Eukaryota; Viridiplantae; Streptophyta; Magnoliopsida; Malpighiales; Euphorbiaceae
Exons: 3
Coding region: 27-725 (232 amino acids)
Molecular function (GO): protein binding
Source: RefSeq, a predicted model, not a curated record